Acanthopagrus latus (yellowfin seabream) is the source of this 1452-nucleotide messenger RNA. RefSeq lists its product as uncharacterized. NCBI's taxonomy places the organism in Eukaryota, Metazoa, Chordata, Actinopteri, Spariformes, Sparidae. The record is from RefSeq and is a predicted model, not a curated record. The transcript has 5 exons. Gene Ontology annotation, cellular component: centrosome. Bases 1 to 1452 code for a protein of 483 amino acids.
AUGAUAAAGAUUGCAACUCCUAAACUACAUCCCUAUUCGUCCCACAUCUCCAAGUUUGCAAUGUUCCCAUCGUUCCGCUCUCCAGAUGACCCUGAAACAGGAGUCAGAGCGGCCUUCCAACCUUUCCUCAACCCCCUGAUCCCAAAUUGUGCACCAGACAUCACUCUGCUGAGCAAAACUAUGGGUGCUCCAUAUAGACAUGAGGUCUUGGAAACACCCAUGGCAACCAGGACAAAAGCUGUUACAUGGACCGGAGAAAACAGAUUCCUGGAUCAAACAAAGCCAUUGAAGGGACAGAACCAGGUCUUCUACCCCACUCCUUCUAAGACAGUGCUGCCCAACCCGAAACUUCGUGCCUGGGAUUUGUCAUUAUCUGAGAGGACGAGCAACAUGCUGAGAAACCUGGAGAGGACUCACUGGGUCACCUCCUACCAAAUGCACUACACAGGAUCGGGGCCAGCCAAUCCUCUUAAGAUAGAUGACUUCAAUGACAAGAUGUGUGAUCUCACUGGCAUGAGCUCACUCUCUGCACCGCUGAGAGAAAGGUCCUUCCCUGUGUUCGUGCCCUCUAAAUCAAGUAAAGGACGUAGAAGGCGACAGGAUAGCUGUCCGGGGAGGAGCACCUGCAGUCCUGCUGCUGCUGAACUCCUAAAUCCAUCUCCAGCUCCAAACCGAGGCACCGCUUCAGCAACUAUAAACCAACACAGGCCACAAGAGAUCACAGCUAAGCAUAAUGAGGCAUCAGAUACAAACCAAAGGGGGCGUAUUCUAUCAGAGUACAGCUGCGGCUGCACAGAAACACAGGGCUCAGGGCUGUCCCAGGAGGUCGUACACCAACAACAAACUGAGAGCCAAAGCUCGGCGUGUGAGGGCAGGGGGAGAGAAAACUGCAGAGUCCAGUUUAAUGAAAGUUCCAUGCAAGUAUGUGUGUCACAGAGCCGCCAAGAGGCUAACGCUGCCCGGAUCUCAGACACAGAGCGACCUCUGGACCUGUACAACCGCCCACUUUCCCAGGGAGAGAUGACGGCCAAAGGAGAGAAAAGCCUGCAUGCAAAGGACGAACCAAGCAGCAGAAAGGAGACUUCUGGACCAGGAAGAAAUAUUUCUAGCUUGAGUAAGUCAGAUGUAGCUAAAGAUAUGGCAGGUACUGAAUCACAUGAUGAGUUGUCAUCAGGGGCAGCUGCAGAGCAGGAGAAGCUGGCGGUGGGAAGUGUCUCUAACCCCUGCAUCCUGCCCAGGCCUCCCGUCCUGCCAGGCAUCCGCCCAGUGGACAGAUGUGGAGGAGGCGCAGCUCUCAGCCUCCUGGACGUUCAGGGUUUAUUCAGCAAGACGGCGGCCCAUCGCAACUUUAACAGCUCCAUCACACGGGCUGCCGUGAACCUGAGGGACAACGUCGUCACGGGGAAAAAACACGACUUCUAUGGGAUCAACUGUCAUUACCUCCAUGGAUAA